Messenger RNA from Phytophthora nicotianae INRA-310, 2496 nucleotides. RefSeq lists its product as hypothetical. The transcript is spliced from 4 exons. The record is from RefSeq and is a predicted model, not a curated record. Gene Ontology annotation, biological process: proteolysis. Gene Ontology annotation, molecular function: cysteine-type peptidase activity. Bases 1 to 2496 code for a protein of 831 amino acids. Lineage: Eukaryota; Oomycota; Peronosporomycetes; Peronosporales; Peronosporaceae.
AUGGUGGCGAUGGAUCAGUAUGGCUGCGGCCAGCCCGUUCAAUACUCGUUACUGGAGACAAAUGCGGACUGGCACAUGGCGAAGUGUUUGGAUCAUUUCAAGCGAGCUAACGACAGCUGGCGCUUGGUGCGGAUUGUUAUCGUGGACAAGGAUAUGCGAGAGGUGGAGGUCAUCCGACAGAAGCUUCCAGAAGCCCGUGUUCUACUAUGUCACUUUCACGUUAUCAAGUGGCUGCAUGAAACAAUUCGGAAAUCCAGCAAGUACGGGCCUUACGAGGCUGCUGUAUUAAAUCAACUCCGACACACUAUUACCAAUAUGACCUAUGCGCGGUCCGAUGAAGUGUACGAAGAACACCGAGCUGAGUUCAAAAGUUUGUCGAUGAGAGGUGGCAGGCAAGAAUUGUGGGACUAUUUUGAGAAGAACUGGGAUAAUUGCAAAGACACGUGGGUUAUGGCGUACCGGAUGGAGUUGCCUCACUUCAACAAUCACACGAAUAACCGCGUGGAAAGCCUGUUCAGCAAAGUGAAGCAGCAUCUGAAGGGCCAUAUCACUAUGAACGCCAGUUUGGAGGCUCUCUUGUAUCAGCGGCGCAAGAAGGAGGAGUACUACGCCAAGGUGGAAAUGCCUGGAACAUUGCGGGACUUUACGUACUCUGAGGAAAUGAAUAUCGUGCUCGGGAUGACGACGAAAUGGGUGGCAGCCGCAAUCAGGUCCCAGUACGUUGCGGUAGACCCUGUGAUUGUAAGCUCGUACACAGUAGUGGACAAUGGACCGACCGUCACCCUCCGAAACGAAGACCACGAGUGUUUACUGCAGAAGGAGACGUUCAAGUGUGACUGCGAGUUCUCACAGACCAUGCAGCUACCUUGCCGACACGCGAUGAUCUGGAGAAAGUCGAGAGGAGGUCCAUUUGUGGUUCCUUUUGGCGCUAUCGGAUCCAGGUGGUACGGACGGAGCCGCUUAUCAACUCAGGGAUUGUCGAAGGUGGCCAAACCGUUUGUUGCCAAGGUUUUCAAGGGAGAUGAUGCAGCUAUCUCCCGGGAUCGAACUGAAAAAGAGAAAUUUCGUCGUGCUCAGCAAGCUUUCGGACGAAUCAGUGGAGAGCUUGCUCGGUUAGGAGAUGAAGCUUUUGACGCGGCAAUGGACCAAUUCGAGGGGUGGUGGCACAACCUUCGUCAAGGUCAAAUCUCAAUGACGCCUUGCCAUGAGCAGACGGAAAAUCGUGAUAACGACGGCUCUAAUGAUGGUGGCAAUGCUUGCGGUGGGGAAAAUGCUGAGGAUACAAGUAGUGUUGCUCAAGCUAUUAGCGGUGGUGGUGGUUCGCCAUCUUCGGGCGAGUCGGAGGAUCUACCAAUAACUCAGCAAACUGCGGUGUCGACUCGACUAGUGCGCAAACCAGACGUACCUGUCAAGAUCAAACUCAAUAGCAGAAUUGUUCCAGUUGGACGGCCCAGACUCAACAGAAAGGAACAGCGAGCAAAGGCUAAGGCUGAUCUGAAGGAGUACAAUCAAGGCAUGAAACCGCGUGGUUUACUCCGGGAUCGCGACGUGUGUGAGGUGGUUAGUGCUUUGAAAGCGAUUCAGCCGGGUAUCCUCGAAAUGGGAGCGUUUCUGGCGACUUUUCAAGUGCUAGGGAAGGCCACACCGAAACUGUCAACGGCUUGGCGGCAUCGUACAGACAUCGUCGCGGACAAUGUGCGCUACCGACUCCCCGAAGAGACCGUCAACCGCGCAUUUAAGUUGCUGAGCGAGUCGAGAACUGGAAAGAAGGAUGAAAUUCAGCUGGACAGUGAUGGUGAAGGCGUAGGUGACGAAAACGGCUAUGUAUUGGUUGUGGAAAAGGUUGGCACGUAUUCAAGAGAGCAAGUGGAGCAAAUGAAGUGGAUGUGGAAUAUGCAGGAUACCUGUCGCCGAGGAGUGCUUCUUUGUACUUGGCUGAACAACGAAGUGAAGACUCUUGUGGAUGAAAAGGUGGCCGUGAGCGUGGCAUUUGACAACUUUUUGAAAACCUGGCCAUACCUGGUCAUACCUGGAUUUGGAUUUGACAUCACCUACGCGGACUCUGAAACGUACAAGAACAAUGCCACCGUUAUGAUACCUCCGGUCAAGAAGCAGACGUUCGUCUUGAUGCCUAUCAACUUGAGUGGCGUUCACUGGGUGUGUUUGGUGGUGGAUGGAAUCGCUAAAAAGAUCCAGGUUUACGACAGUGCUGGUUCCGCCAUGUACCUCAAGCGCUUGAAGAAUAUUGCGUCUGAGAUCGCAUCUACAUUGCCAGACAUGUAUGAGGAGAUCGUCUUCGACGGACCUCUGCAGAAGGAUGGCGACAGCUGUGGUGUCUUUGCGUGCCUCCAGCUAUGGAAGUCCGUGUCGAGCAAGGCACCGACGGACGUGUCCGAGUCUGGCGUUAUCAAGCUGCAAAAUUUUGCAGGCUAUUCUAAAGGUGAAGCGUCGCUCGUAGUUGAAAAGGUAGAUGCAACGGUAAAUGUUGGAGUGUAA